UAUUGUCGUCACCUAGUAUUUUUAUCUAUAUAAGUAGCAGGUCAUUUGUGACACUCCAUGCAUAUUGGAAACAUAUAUCAUAAAAUUUAUUAGGUAUAGCAAUUGUAGCCAUGAAAUCCUCUUGUGCCAUCUUAGCUCUCCUUCUCCUUGUUUUGUUUGCUAGUACUAUUGAGUCAAGGAUUGAACCAGGAGCAUACUGGAGAAGUGUGAUGAAAGAUCAGCCUAUGCCAAAGGCAAUUCACAGGCUUAUUCCUUCAUAUUCAGUAGCAGAGCAUUCCAACGAAAAAUCCAACUGCAAUGAAGAAGAAGUGAACUCUUUUGGUGAGAACUCUAGAUCCAAACCUGAUACCACAAUAAUUUACAAUGAUCAUGUUAAAACAGCAAAAUCUUCUGUCAAGCAAUUCGAAGCCACGCCGGAUGUCACAGUUAUUUACAAUGAUGAUGUUAAAUCGACAAAAUCUUCUUCGGUGAAGAACUUUGAUGGCUCUUCUGAUGCCACAAUUAUUUAUAAUGAUGCUAAACCGGCAAAAUCCUCUGGUCAGAGUUUUGAGGCUGCCCCUGAUGUCACAAUCAUUUACAAUGGCGCUAAACCAGGUGAGAGUUUUAAGGUUGCCCCUGAUGCCACAAUCAUUUACAAUGGUGCUAAACCAGCAAAAUCCUCUGGUGAGAGUUUUGAGGCUGCCCCUGAUGCCACAAUCAUUUACAAUGGCGCUAAACCAGCAAAAUCCUCUGGUGAGAGUUUUGAUGUUGCCCCAGAUGCCACAAUCAUUUACAAUGGUGCUAAACCAGCAAAAUCCGCUGGUGAGAGUUUUUAUGUUGCCUCUGAUGCCACAAUUAUCUACAAUGGUGCUAAACCAGCAAAAUCCUCUGGUGAGAGUUUUGAGGCUGCCCCUGAUGCCACAAUCAUUUACAAUGGUGCUAAACCAGCAAAAUCCUCUGGUGAGAGUUUUGAUGUUGCCCCUGAUGCCACAAUUAUCUACAAUGGUGCUAAACCAGCAAAAUCCUCUGACGAGAGUUUUGAGGCUGCCCCUGAUGCCACAAUCAUUUACAAUGGUGCUAAACCAGCAAAAUCCUCUGGUGAGAGUUUUGAUGUUGCCCCUGAUGCCACAAUUAUCUACAAUGGUGCUAAACCAGCAAAAUCCUCUGACGAGAGUUUUGAGGCUGCCCCUGAUGCCACAAUCAUUUACAAUGGUGCUAAACCAGCAAAAUCCGCUGGUGAGAGUUUUUAUGUUGCCCCUGAUGCCACAAUUAUCUACAAUGGUGCUAAACCAGCAAAAUCCUCUGGUGAGAGCUCUGAGGCUGCCCCUGAUGUCAAAAUUAUUUUCAAUGGUGCCAAACUAGCAAAACCCUCUAUUGAGAGUUUUGAGGCUGCCCCUGAUGCCACAAUUAUUUACAAUGAUCCUAAACCAGUACAACCCUAUGAGGCUGCCCCUGAUGUCACAAUUAUUUAUAAUGAUGCUAAACCAGCUAAAUCCACCAUCAAGUACUUUGAGACCACCCCUGAUGCCACAAUUAUUUACAAUGGUGCCAAGCCUGCAGAAUCCACUGUUCAAGACUUCGAAGGCACAUCCGACACAAUUGUUUACCAUGAUGAUGCAAGAAAAGCAGAAUCCUUUGUUAAGGACUUCGUGACUGCACCUGAUGUCACAGCAACCUACCAUGGUGGCUUUGGGUCCUUAUAAAGGAAAGAAGCCAUCUGCAAAGCCAAGGCCAAAGAAUCCUGUUUAUGUGGAGUGACAGUAUUGGAUUUCUGUUGUUUAAAAACUAUGUUUAAAUCAAAUUAGGUUUCUAUGUAUCUGUAUGCUUUAGGAAUGAAAUAAGCUAGCAAGAUAUGUGAUGCAGCAUGAUUAAUUAUUGUAAAACAUAUGGUUUCUGUAUUAUGUAUGUUAUGUGUUUUCUAACUAAUAUUAGUGUGGUUAUGUUCCUAUAAAGGGUUUCUAGA
This is a messenger RNA of Ziziphus jujuba (common jujube), 1942 nucleotides long. Its product is annotated as nucleoporin NSP1. The record is from RefSeq and is a predicted model, not a curated record. NCBI's taxonomy places the organism in Eukaryota, Viridiplantae, Streptophyta, Magnoliopsida, Rosales, Rhamnaceae. Bases 111 to 1682 code for a protein of 523 amino acids. The transcript is spliced from 2 exons.